UGCCAACGGUGACUUACUCGGUGAUGGUUCCUGCGACAACGAAAUUCACCGGCUGGCUGUGCCGCGUGUUCAAGAGGAUAAUCUGUCACGUGAUCCGCGACUCUUCACUGGUCCCCUUUCCGGACCACCGAGACGACGGGACCCCGGGUGACACAGCGAGGCCCGGCGCGGCGGCCAGCCAGAGAGGUGCGGGCUGCCACGGCAGGAUGUGGACGGUGCGCCUGGAGGGAGGUCCACGCCGCGUGAACCACGCGGCCGUGGCCAUCAACGGCAAGGUCUAUUCGUUCGGCGGCUACUGCACCGGCGAGGACUACAACACCCGCAAGCCCAUCGACGUCCAUGUCCUCAACACGGUGUCCCUCCGAUGGGCACUGGUGCAGACCCAGUCGCACCCCGAUGACGUGCCCUUCCAGAGGUAUGGCCACACCGUCAUGGCGUACGGUGACUACGCCUACCUGUGGGGCGGUCGCAACGACGACGGAGCCUGCAACAUCCUCUACCGAUUUGACACCAACACCUUGACAUGGAGCCGCCCGAAAGUGUGUGGACACGUGCCGGGAGCGCGGGACGGCCACUCGGCGUGUGUCAUGGGCAACCGGAUGUACGUGUUUGGUGGAUUUGAAGAGCAGGCCGACCGUUUCUCACAGGACGUCCACUACCUGGACCUGGACACCAUGCUGUGGCAGUACGUGCCAACCAGGGGCCAGCCCCCGCAGUGGCGGGACUUCCACUCGGCCUCGGCCAUCGGGGGCCGCAUGUACGUGUGGGGUGGCCGUGGGGACAGCCAGGGUCCAUACCACUCGCAGAGCGAGGUCUACUGCAACCGCAUGGCCUACCUGGACACGGCCACCUCGUGCUGGGUGCACCCGCGUGUCGAAGGCGUGCCCCCCGAGGGACGCCGCAGCCACUCGGCCUUUGUGUACAAUGGGGAGCUGUACAUCUUUGGGGGCUACAACGGACUGUUGCUGACCCAUUUUGGUGACAUGCACAAGUAUGACCCAGAGAGCUCGUGCUGGAGCCAAGUGAAGAUCCAACGAGAGGGCCCAUGUGCCAGGAGGCGCCAGUGCUGCUGCAUGGUCGGUGACCGACUGUUUCUCUUUGGCGGCACCAGUCCGACUCCGAAUCAGGUUGCCAGGCAGCGGAUGGAGGAGUUUGAUGCCAACGAUCUGACACUCAUGGAUCACUCAGAUCUGCACGUCCUCGACUUUGCACCAACUCUGAAGACACUGUGCCUGCUGGCUGUCAUAGAUGCGCGCUUGGACAUCAGCCACCUGCCACAGGACAUCAGGUGGGAGAUCAGUGCCAUGACUACAAACAACAGCAUCUCGCGCCCGUCACAGACGACUGGUUGACUUGCCUCCCAACAGACUCUGCAAUGAAGACUCCCUGCCUGUGGCCCAGCCACCGGCCGAUGGGCGGCAAAGGUUGUACAUAAAGUGGCGGAUCACCGGGGUCCUCUUUCCACGACCUGGCAGAUGAGACGUCCAGACCACGCGCGUCGGAAGAUGGGACGGUCAUUGCAGAGUUGUCCGCGAUCUCGGGGAGGGCCCGUCGGGAAAAAAAAAAGUGUGCAAAACACGUUCCUGAAGUUCUCGGAAAGGGUUUCGCGUGUGGUUGUGUGCAGUCGUGAAAGCAGCGAUUGCUGGCGAUUGUUGUUCGCUCGAGCUGGUAGAUUUUUUUGUUGUUGUGUGUGUGUGUGUGUGCGCGUUCCUUGUAGAGAUGUCACCAAAAUCUUACAACACCGUGGUGCGUGUGUUUGUGCGCCUUUCGGUGCUGAAAGACAUAAAACCGCUGCUGCUCAGCAUUGUUUCCUUUUUUUUUAGUUUUUGUCCCAGCUGGAAGUUGGCACUAUGGUAUUUUGGUGUUAUGUACAUAGUUACAUUUUUUUUUUUUCCUUUGGAGGUAGAGAAGCUCAGCAGAAGAGAACUGUAGAACCAGCCUAAACAUUCUACUUUUUUUUAGUGUGUUCCUACAUCAAACAAUCCAUUUCUCCUUGGUGUUUUCUGUUAGCUAUUUUUUUAAAUCAUGUGACAGGUCUCCUAUUUAAAUAAUUAGUAGGGGUGUACAAACAUUGACUGCAAAACUAUGUCAUUCAAUUCAUAUUACAUUUGCAAAUUCACUAUUCAAUGUUGUCGAAUAUGUGUUCUCUUCAAAAACUAUAUGAUUUGUUUAAAAGAUUAGGUUUUUGGACGCCCCUAGUUUUUCUUUUCCGUACCAGAGGUUCCUUCAAGUCUUCUUCUCUGUGAAGCAACUAAAGGAGCACGGUUAAAAAAAAGCGUUUCACGAAAGUUUAGAAGAAAUUAUUUGCGUUCUUUCUGGCAUGUGUGAGGGAACCUUUCAUUCUACAGUUAAAUGAGUGCUGAACCUAAUUUACUGUCAUGCAGCUGGUACUAACGUGGCAAAAUCGGUCGUUGUGAUGAGUUAUUUUUUUCAAUCAUUGAUAUCUUUGCAAGUCAUGUGAAUCCACAUGAGUGAGCCCUCAUUAAGUGUGAAAGGGAAAAUCGGCGUCCACCAUAACCCUUUCCUUUCAUAAUCCUUUCAUAACCCUUUCAUAACUCUUCCUCCGUCUCACAUGAUUCCGCAGAGCUUAUUUGCCAUAUCAUCAAGUAUGACACAAUGUCAUCAUUACUAAUACUCGGGGACAACUUUCUGUGCCAAUGCAGUCAAGGCUACAGAGCUGAACCACGUCAUUUCGAUAGUCUCUCUACGCUGCUGGAAGUAGUCCCACAAAAAAAAAAAAUUGCUGUGUGUAACCUAAGCAUUUCAAAAAUGUACAGUUCUCAUUUUGUAGCCUCAAAUUGAUAAUGCAACAAAAUGAUUAGCCAGAUUAUGUGAAACAGCAUUAUUCUUUAGAUUUUUGGGGUUUGUUUGGUGUUGGCGUUCUCCACUGGCGUCUCAUAUGUUCCCUUCAGAAAAAAAAAAAUAUACAUGGCCUCCUUGUCGAUGGUGCCUUUUUCCUCCGGUACCUCGCCACUUCAAUCGCCGCAUAGGAUUUUCAAGAAGCUUGAGAACUAAAACCUGUCAAAACAAACGUAGCAGGUGAUCUGCAAAGUGUAUAUGCCAAAGUGAGACUGACACAACCGGGACUCUGUCAUUUCCGCAUUUCGUUCGGUUAGCCAGCUUACCGGCGUAAGUGAGCAUACUGUUGCGUGGCUCAAGGUGCAGGUUCUGAGUGGUACCCAGGUUAGAAGCAAGCGAAGCAUAAGGGAAGAGUCGCCAGUGAUGGUUCAAUGAACUUAACAACCAUGGAGCACACGCGAAAAAGAUGAACUCUAGCAAAUGCGUAUCUGUCGCGCUGAAACUGAAACUGAAACCAGUUUAUCGGGAACUACUUUGGCGCAGUAGUGCACAGCAGUUAGCUCCGCCACCCCGUAGCUUUCGCUCCAUUGCCACAAAGUUGUCCCCGAGUGUAACAAUGAGCUUCAUAAGGCACGACUAAAUUCAUGCGGCCAGUCUCGGACUUGCUGACGUUAUUAAAUGCACAAGCGUUUGCGGCUUUUGAAAGUCAUUCCUAAGUUCAAUCUGUGGUAUGUGGAAAUAGAAUUAACACUCGAGCGCUUGACAGGUGAAUCUGACCGUGUCGUAAUUGCUUUGGAUAGUUAGACACUGUUUGGACGACAUGCACUGCCGUUUGCGGGUCUAAUGGAAUUUCUUACGACACUGUAGCGUGCACAGAAAUGGUGCGAAAUGUAAGCGUAGAAUUGAAAUCAAUUUUUUUUAGAGCGAAAGACGUCUUGUAGACAUCUCCUGGAGACGAGUGUUAGCCUUGCUCAAAAGUUAUUAGCUGCAUGAGGAGUUUCUGCUAAAGCAUUGUUUUUGUUCUUGGGAUUACACUUGCGCCAGAUAUGAACGCUAUCAAAAGAAAAUCUCAGAAAGACUAGGCCAGGCACUCGCUGUUUGCGUGCCGCUGUUUGUUUUGCAGAAUAAUAGUUAUCGUAAUGUCACACUUGAACGAGCUACAUUUUAAGGUAGCAUGUAAAGUUUGACAGCAGUUUCCUCUGGCUGGUGAUCCAAAUGCAUAAGGCGAAGCGCGUAAUGAAGGAGCAGUGGAGUUGUAGUUUCAUCUCCUAUAUGAGAAUGUUCACAAUUUAAUCACAUUGGACAAUAAUUAAACUUGACCACUUUCUCGUUGAGUGCUUUACUUUCUGCAUCACCAGACAAAUGGAUACAAGCAGUUAAUUCCAAGCAGGCCUUCAAUUUGCAUAGCUACCACCACUUUUAUCCAGGCCAAGCGGUGUCCAAUUUGAGCCGAACUUUUGUCGCAGCACCAUUUUGUGUAGCUCCAAAACUUACGCUGAAAAUUUAUUGUAUUUAAUAGUAGGCAAUGUCGUACAAAACUCUUCUCAAGGAUGAGCCAGGUUCUUUACUUUCUUAGAAUUGUGCAAGUUCAUUUGGUGGAAAGUAGCAAUGCUACUUUGCCUGAUUUAGUUCAAAUUGGUUUCAUGGAGUUGGGUAUCAUUCUCACUCCGACAGCUACUUUGAAAGAAGGAACGCACAUACAGACGGGACAUCAUCAACUAAAGCGUCUGUGUACGUAUUCUUUCUGUUCUCUGGUCCACAUCAAAAUGUUCUGUCGUUCAUCAUUAGACCAUCGGCAUGUUCUUCUCUGCUCAUAGACAAGGGUUGAAGCGCGAGCUUGCAUUACAGUAAACAGAGAGGUUAUGUUGAGAUGACUUGCACUUGGUCCCGCAACACUGAGUACAUACUAGUAUCGACAACUCAUCAACCUAGUAGACAGUACCAAUACCCCAGAUCAUACCAUUAGUAUUCAAUACCAGACAUCUGGGAGUUCGCGAAGACAACUGCUGCUUGAAUGGUAUACAUACUUUAUGGUACCUUUUACCAGCACUAUUUGUUCAGGCUGCAAACUGUAUUUUUCUGCUUUAAUUGUCAGGUAUGAAACCUGUUUGUCAUUUGUUCGAACCCACUAAGUUGGUUCCCAGUCUGCGUGUAUUUAGUUCAGUUGUGUACAUCCUGAUUGUCAUGUGUACCUGUUUGAACAGGGUAGUAGAACCUCAUCGAUACACCUCUAAAUCACGAUCGUAUUUCACAGUUCGUGCAGUGGUCGCGAAGUGCGUUGUGUUCAGAUUAUGAUAAAACAUGCGUUUUGUCUCAUUGUUUUUUUUUCUGAAGGCACAUCACAAGGGCCCUAGAAUGUAUUGAAAAUUUGAAUGUAUGCCAAGGGAAAGCUCCUAUAUUUAAUAUUUUCCUUCCCUAAUUAUUUGGACGGAAACCAAGGAUGAAAAGUGUGUAAAGUGUAAAAGUUCUGGAAUAAAAAAGGAUUGUGAAA
Messenger RNA from Rhipicephalus sanguineus (brown dog tick), 5290 nucleotides. RefSeq names its product kelch domain-containing protein 3. Gene Ontology annotation, cellular component: cytoplasm. Lineage: Eukaryota; Metazoa; Arthropoda; Arachnida; Ixodida; Ixodidae. The coding region runs from base 24 to 1352 and encodes 442 amino acids. Gene Ontology annotation, molecular function: chromatin binding; protein binding. The transcript has 11 exons. The record is from RefSeq and is a predicted model, not a curated record.